AUGGCUUCCUUCCUUCGCUGGUAUGGCGUGAAGCUUGCUCAGCGCCCUAUGCUCACUCAGAGCAUUACCACUGCUGUGCUCUUCGCGACCGGUGAUACUAUGGCCCAGCAGGGUGUUGAGCAAGUCGGCUUGAAGAACCACGAUCUUGCACGUAGUGCACGCAUGGCACUCUACGGUGGAGGUAUGUGUUUAUUGACACAACACUCUGCACCAUCACUGACUGAAAUGGCACAGNCUGUCUUCGGUCCUCUUGCUACCACCUGGUUCGGCUUCUUGCAGCGCCGCGUUCGCAUUCCCAGCUCUCCCAACAUGGAGAUCCUUGCCCGUGUUGGUCUCGAUCAGACCGUCCUUGCCCCCACCAACUUGUUCGUCUUCCUUUCGUCAAUGGCUAUCAUGGAAGGUUCGGAUCCUCAGAAGAAGAUCGAGUCCACAUACUGGAACGCUCUCUCCAAGAACUGGAUGCUCUGGCCAUUCGUUCAGGCUGUGAACUUCAAGUUCGUUCCUCUUCAACACAGAGUCUUGGUCGUCAACGUUGUCUCAUUGGGUAUGUGCUGCUCCUUCUCAAUUCGCACAAGCUUUGCUAACAAGUCCAAGNGCUGGAACUGCUACCUCUCCUACCUUAACUCUACCGGCUCUCCCAUCCCCAAGGAUCUCCCUCCUUCAUAA
This is a messenger RNA of Aureobasidium musti, 666 nucleotides long. NCBI's taxonomy places the organism in Eukaryota, Fungi, Ascomycota, Dothideomycetes, Dothideales, Saccotheciaceae. The record is from the annotation of a GenBank genome assembly.